Aegilops tauschii subsp. strangulata is the source of this 1091-nucleotide messenger RNA. NCBI's taxonomy places the organism in Eukaryota, Viridiplantae, Streptophyta, Magnoliopsida, Poales, Poaceae. The record is from RefSeq and is a predicted model, not a curated record.
UUAAUCAAAGUUAGCCUUAUUUAGUAUUUCAUCUUUCAUACAAUAACAUGAUUAUACACCAAAUUGAUCAUGGCCGCCGACAUGACGACCAGGCCAGUCAAAGUUAACCUUAUUUGGUAUCCAUCUUUCAGACGAUAACAUAAUUAGAGAAGAACUUGGUCAUGGCGCAGGGCAUGAAGACCAAGCCACUGAUUUAGCUGCAGGUAUUGGACACGAUUCCUGUUUUUAUAUUCUUAUGAUUCUAUUAUACCAACUUUAAUGUUGUUAAACAAUUUUUAGAUGACUACGAGGAUAACCCGGAUGAGGAUUUUGGUGACAAUGAGAUGAAUGCCACAAAAUCAAGGAAAUAUGUUAGCGCGAGGGAGUACUAUGCCUUCAAGCUACAGGUCCGGAAAAAGCUUUUUAACAUCAUCUUGUUUGGGGGGCGCCUUUUCCAACAGUGGGCGGUUGACAUGUACAUCAAGAUUGAGACAAUGAUGCUUGACCGGUACUCAAAGCCAACAAAUCAAAAGGUCAUACGCGCUGACCUCUACCAGGGCCUUGUUGACACCGUCAUCGCUGGCGAGUCACGCGGUGAUCGUAUUGGCAAGAGAAUCGUGCUUCCACGUACCUUUCCUGGUGGUGACCGUGACAUGCAACGCAGGUUCCUAGAUGCAAUGGCAAUAGUUCAACGAUGGGGUAAACCGGAUUAUUUUGUCACGAUGACAUGCAAUCCCUACUGGGAGGAGAUAACUAUUGAAUUGUUGCCUGGACAGCUGCCACAAGACCGUCCAGACCUUGUGGCAAGAGUAUAUAGAGCUAAACAACGAUCCAUGAUGGACUUACUGAUUAAGGGUAAGCAUUUUGGAGAAGUUGCGGCUUAUGUACAUGUCACUAAGUUUCAGAAAUGAGGCCUCCCUCAUGAGCAUAUACUUCUGAUCAUGAAAGCUAAAAGUAAGUUAAGGACCCCGGAUGACUAUGAUCGGGUGAUAUCGGCAGAAAUACCCGACAAAAAUAAAUAUCCUGUUCUCCAUGAUCUGGUGGUCAAACACAUGUUGCAUGGUCCAUGUGGCGCGCUCAAGAAAAGUUGCCCUUGCAUGAUAGAUGGACAA